Molecule: messenger RNA, 3590 nt
Organism: Chaetomium strumarium
Lineage: Eukaryota; Fungi; Ascomycota; Sordariomycetes; Sordariales; Chaetomiaceae
Exons: 5
Coding region: 132-3176 (1014 amino acids)
Biological process (GO): chromatin remodeling; transcription elongation by RNA polymerase II
Cellular component (GO): RSC-type complex
Molecular function (GO): protein binding; chromatin binding
Source: RefSeq, a predicted model, not a curated record
GUCUAAACAUCUCCAGGCUGCUGCACGCACCUCUGUCGUUGAAGCUUCGAAAAGUUUGGUGCUGACUCGGCUGGUCGGUUGAAUUACCCUCUUUGCGCCUGGCGACUUGCAAGCUUGCCGCCUGUGCCGCGAUGCCGACUCUGCGCGAACGGCCCAGCAGAGGCGAGCUAUCGCCUGCCAAGAAGGCAUCGCAGAACUCCCCGACCGCGACGAGGUCGACUCCAAGGAAACGGCGAACCAGCAUGCCCAGCGACGCGAUUGAGGUGCGCGAGUCUAUUGAGGCUAAGGGUGACGUCGACGACGAUGUUGAAAUGGAGGACGCGGACAGUCCGCCGCGUACGGAGAAUAAAGAUGGCGCCACUGACGCCGAUGGAGACGCGGAUGCCGACGCGGAUGCCGACGCAGAGGGCGAGCCGGACGACAGCACUGAACAGCCGCGGCAAGAGGACGACUGGCGAAACCUACUGCAGCUCAUCAAGGACACGUCCGAGUAUCUGUGCCGCUACACAAUUAAAGUGGAUGGAGAGGACCAUGAAAUCGCGGCGGGAUUCCAGCGCCUCGUGAACAAGCGCAGUCUCCCCGACUAUUUUGAGGUUAUCAAGGAGCCAAUGGCUUUCAGCACCAUUCGUGCUAAGCUUGGCAAGAAGUCUUACACAAAGUUCAACGAGUUUGUGUGUGAUGUGACCCGCAUAUGCCACAAUGCGCAGGUCUAUAACAGGCCAUCUGCGCCUAUCUUCUCUGAUGCGGGCCGCUUGCUGGAAGUGUUCAAGGAGAAGCUCGCCGAGAUGGUGAAGGAGGGCACCAUCACUGCCGAAGAUGCUCUGAUUCCCGACUUAGGACCUUUGCCUGAAUUCGAAGACUCGCCACCUCCCGAAGCCGAUGAGGAAGAGGCAGACGAGGAUGACGAUGAAGAGGACGAGGACGAGGAGGAUGAGGAUUCCGACGAAGAGGGCGGUCGCCGCCGCGGAGGGAGGCGCCGCCGACAGUCAGGAGUCCGGAAGGGCGGUGACGAGGGCGAUGACGCCCACAAGAAGCGCGGUAGACCGCCUAAGGUAUUCACCCCGCUGGAAGCUCGGAUCCAGGCAAUUCUUAAGGGCCUGCGCCGCUUCAAGAACGAGAACGGACAGCUACGUAUCCACAACUUCGAAAAGCUCCCUGACAAGGCGGAGCUGCCGGAUUACUAUGCCGCCAUCCGGAACCCCAUUUCGCUAGAGAUCAUCAAAAAGAAGCAUAAACGCAAGAAGUACCAGACUGUCGACCAGGCCCUCCAAGACUUGGAGCUCAUGUUCGACAAUGCCAAGCAGUUCAAUGAGGAGGGUAGCCAGGUACAUCGGGAUGCAGUGGAGCUGGCCAGACAGGCGCGGCUCCUUGCCGAACAGGAGAAAGCAAAGCCUGACGACAACUUCCGUGGCGAGGAUGGGAAGCUUCCCCUGGCCAGCAUCGAGCACCGGGGGGAGACCUGGAGGGUCGGCGACUGGGUCCAUAUUCGCAAUCCCAAUGACCUGUCGAAACCAAUCGUCGCCCAGAUCUACCGCACUUGGUCAGAUGCGUCAGGGCAAAAAUGGGUAAAUGCCUGCUGGUAUUACCGCCCGGAGCAGACAGUCCACCGCUUCGACAAACACUUUUAUGAAAACGAGGUGGUCAAGACAGGCCAGUACCGCGACCACCGCAUCGAGGACGUAGAGGACCGUUGCUUCGUCAUGUUCAUCACGCGCUAUCCAAGGGGCCGACCGCGCGGAUUACCGGCCGACAAGACAGUGUACGUGUGUGAGGCGCGCUACAACGAGGAGAAGUUCAAGUUCAACAAGAUCAAGACUUGGACGAGCUGCCUGCCCGACGAGGUACGGGAGAAGGACUAUGAGAUGGACCUCUUCGAUGUGCCUCGAAAUCUGAAGAAGGUGCCGAGUCCCAUCAAGCAUCUGCUGCAGGCGGAUGCCAAAGAGACGGAUGACCCGCCGAAGCCUACCUGGAGGAGCCCCAACGCACCGCCCUUGAUCGGAGCGGUGCACCGCCGUCCUCGAGAGCCAAAUGACUCUCCUCCUCCCGAACCCAAUCCGCUGCCCGCAGCGGUCGCACCUGUGCCGCUUGCCAUCGCACCUACACAGGUUCCCAUUAAAGCGAACGUCGGUACUUCCGGAACAUUGACUUAUCAACAUCCCGCGGUCGUCGCUGCCCCGCAUGUUGCCUCGCCAUCCCAUUUCCAGAUGCAGCACUUCCAGCCACGACCGGUUCCACAGCCGAUUCCUCAACAGGCACCGGCCCAUCUCCAACCCCAACCGCAGCCGAUGGCAAUGCAUGUGCCGCAUCCUGGGAUGCCGCAGAUGCAGCCAAGCCCGCAUUACCCACCCCAGGCGUAUCCACCACAAUACAGCGUGCAGCCCCAGAUGGCUCCACAGCCAAUUCCAUAUCAAACUCCGGCCCACAUCGCGCCAGCUUUUGACCAGCAUCAUCGACCGGUGCACCACGCACCCUCCCCCAUGACGUCUUCUCGCCAGCCGAUGGCGCCCGUGCCGGGAAUAGGAAAUAUCCCGCAUGCCAGCGCUCAUCCCAGCCACGUCUACAAUGUCCCCCGCGCGCCUGAGGUCUACACUCUACCCGACAACGUCGACGCCGCCAUCCCGCAGGAGGUGCGCGAGCGAUUCCAGCGCGACGAGAAUGGCCGUGUCCUCUUCUUCACGGCGCCUCCGCUUAACCGCCCCAACAGCGGCGUCGCGGAGCCAUACGCCGGCUUAGGUCACAGCGUCCACUACUCGGCCAGGAUCAAGAAGAUCCGCGAGGAACGCGACCGUAAGCGCAAGGAGCGCGACGAAGCCCUCGCCCGCGAGCAAGAGGCGAACAAGAGGCUUUCUCCAUCGGCCGAGGAGGCCGCUCAGCGCCAGGCCGAGGCCGAGCAGAAGAGCCAAGCAGAGAUGCUCGAGAAGGUCCUCCUUGGGCUCGCAGCCGAGAUCGAUCACGGCACCAAGGUGCUCAAGGAGCAGAUUGGUGGGUUCGAGAGUUGGAGAGCCAUGAUGCGGGAGGCCCAAGAGGAGACCAAGGGCCUGAAAGAUACAGAGAUACGCCGCAAGAAUCUGCAGUGGUUCUACGACGACCUGCUGCGGCGCGGAGAGAUCACGGAGCAGCAGAAGCGCGAGUACGAGGAUACUUUCAUCCACAGGAAGCAUCUUGAGCAGAAGUGAGGGGUAGGUUAUGCGUCCUCUACCCUCACGCCAUCUUCUGGUGUGUAACACACGUGUACUGUUUUCAGCUCAUUCGGGUUGGACCGGGUGUUUAGAUUUGGAGUUACUGCGAGUUGGUCUGGGAAAAGGGGGACUCGGACAUCAGGGAUGGGGAUACCCCUUUGUGCGCGGACUCUUUGCGGACUUGGGGAGGAUUACAAUGUUCAGCUGUUGGAAUAUCGCCGUCCCCGUGUUGUUACGGGACGGAGUAGGUGUACAAUACUUCUCCACGUGGUGUCCUUUUACACAUUGAGUAAAUGAACUGAAUGAAGCCAAUGGCUCUUCCUACCGUUUAGUCGCGCUGCCGUGUCGUCUCUCGGCAGAUUCUUCUGUGAUUUCGUCCCGAAUCAAGCCAGUCAGCCAUAACAAUGGGAC